AUGACUUCGUGGCUGCGCGCGCAAAAGAAAUCCGAGCUCGUCGACAUUGCCGAGACCAUCGGCCUGAAAAAUGUCGCGAGCUUGAAAAAGGCUGACCUCGAGUCCUCCAUCGACGAAUAUCUGACCGAGAAUGUCUCGCGCCUGUCGUCAGAUCCCAAGCUGGCGCCCUACUACAACACACGCGGCAAAUCGGGCAGCUCGCCCAUCAAGCGCGAGCCUGUCGAGCCCAAGGUGUCAAGACGCCGCAUGACAAAGUCAGCCCUGGAAGAGAUCGUGGCUGCCGAUGACGGCACACCGGCCGGCCGAUCGUCCGCUCUUGCUCUCACCCGCACGCCCGCCCGCACGCCUGCUCGUGCGCUGUCGUUUGCCAACCGCAUCGCCAUGCCCUCGUCUCCGGCUGAAGUCGUCCAGGUGGUCGAUCGCGGCGCCGUCGCCGUGCGCGAGCGCGUCGUCUCCAUAUACGCCGACUCGGGCAUCACUGAAGUCACUCAGGUGACGCGCGAGUCGCUGUCGACUGUCAACGCCAUCAUCGGCCUCGUCUCCCUGUUCGAGUGGUUCUUUCUGCGCCCUGAGCUCAUGGCCAACCGCUACGCCUUCACCCUCCCGGCCAUCGGCUUCCUCGGCACCAGCGACUACCCCGUCCAGACGCCCGACUUCAGCGUGCUGCUCUCCGCCACCUUCUGGUCGCCCCUCCUCGUCUGGCUCUUCGUCGGCACCCUCGCGCCCGCCCUCUUCGGCUUCUUCUUCAACCUCUCGGCCGCCAGUGGCAGCCACCACAGCGGCCGCGGCCGGUCGCGGCCUUUUUCCAGCGCCGAGUACAUUGUCGACCCACUCACCUUUAGCGUCGCCAAGGCCCUCCUCGUCUUUGUCGUCCUGGCCCAGGGCGCCACCUUUGGCGGUUGGGUCGACGGCUUCUCGGUCGCCCGCAUCAACUCGGCCCUGUACGGCGGCUGGAAGGGAGCCCUCGUCGGCACUGCCAUCACCGGCCUGGCUAGCCUCUACGAUGCCGUGUUGCGCAAGUAG
Grosmannia clavigera kw1407 is the source of this 1023-nucleotide messenger RNA. RefSeq lists its product as uncharacterized. The record is from RefSeq and is a predicted model, not a curated record. NCBI's taxonomy places the organism in Eukaryota, Fungi, Ascomycota, Sordariomycetes, Ophiostomatales, Ophiostomataceae. The transcript has 3 exons. Gene Ontology annotation, cellular component: membrane. Bases 1 to 1023 code for a protein of 340 amino acids.